Molecule: messenger RNA, 965 nt
Organism: Eutrema salsugineum
Lineage: Eukaryota; Viridiplantae; Streptophyta; Magnoliopsida; Brassicales; Brassicaceae
Product: high mobility group B protein 15-like
Exons: 5
Coding region: 93-965 (290 amino acids)
Molecular function (GO): DNA binding
Source: RefSeq, a predicted model, not a curated record
CUCUUUUUCCCGCCCGACUCAAGUACAGUCCCUAUUGCCAUUUUUUUCUCUUCCUCCAAAAAUUUGCAAGGAAAGUAAAUGCUGCAGAACCAAUGAAUCGGAUUACUCCUGAAGCAACGUAUGAGGCUGUGGUUGCAGACCCUGAGCUUUUCAUGGCUUCCUUGAAAAAGCUGCACUCUGACUUGGGUACUAAAUUCAGGGUUCCUGUUGUAUCAGGGAGAAUCUUGGACUUGCACAAGCUUUUCGUUGAGGUAACCUCUCUUGGUGGUAUCAAUAAGGUACUUGUUGAAAAGAAAUUGAACGAAGUCGCUGCUACAUUUGAUUUUCCUCCAACAGCAACAAGUGCAUCAUAUAGACUGCACAAACACUACAUGUCGCUGCUUUACAAUUACGAGCAGGCCUAUUACUUAAGAUCUAAUGACCAGAAUCCUCCAGGUUUUGCUCCCAUCUUUUUCUCUCUCUCUCUCUCUCUCUCUCUCUCUCUCUCUCUCAUGAAUAUAUUGCAAAAUCUGAGCAAAACCCUUUUCUUUUGUGUUGUUAUCUCUUCAGGAUCUCUAACUGGUUCAAAUGUGACUGAAGUGGUCGACAGGAUAUCAAAAAACGGAUAUCUUGAAGCUGUACCAAUGAUAUCAGAGCAGUUUAAAGAAGCUCUGUAUCAUCAGCUUCUUCGACAAAACACAGUUGCUCAUCAACAAAGUCGUGGUGUUUUCCCCAACACUUGGAACAAUAAUGCCAUGAGAACUGAAAAGGAAGAGUACAAAGCGAAGCUUAGGACAGGACAGCUCACAAGUAACGCUGUUCCACUGCAACAGAGGCUUCCAGAGCAAAAUGUAGACAGGGCUGAAGCUGAACUUCCAAUAGCAGAAGCCGAAGAAGAGGAAGGCGAAUCUGAUCCCAAACUGGAAGAGAUAGCUGUAGCUCCUAAUGAGAAAACUGGCGAUGUUGUGAUUAAACAUCUCCAGUGA